AUGAUCAAGGGACUACAGGCCCAAAUAGAAGUAAUCCAAAGCCAAGCUGCGGAAGACUGCAAGCAACUCCGGGAGCAGCUGGAUACCAUCGCGAAAGCGUCAGUUAACGCAGCUCUCAUGCAGACCAAAUCACAGCCAUCAUUUGCAGACAUAAUCAAUAGCCAAUCUGUUCACCAGCAUGGUAUACGCCUAGGCCCUCUCGGCCCUCCAGUGCCUCCUACAAUGGCUAAUACACUAUUCUGCACAAUUGACACGUCUCGCGUCAGAGAAGAAGACAAAGCCAAGGCGCAGAUAGCUAACGAGAUACAGGGAAAUGAAGGAAUGGAGACCUGGCGCUGUGCAGCAGUGAUUAAGGAUCCAAAGAAUGCUGACCAAGUUAAAAUUAUUUGCAGACAGGAGGAUGAGAUCCUACGUGUCAAAGAGGCUGCCUAA
Molecule: messenger RNA, 432 nt
Organism: Talaromyces stipitatus ATCC 10500
Lineage: Eukaryota; Fungi; Ascomycota; Eurotiomycetes; Eurotiales; Trichocomaceae
Exons: 2
Coding region: 1-432 (143 amino acids)
Source: RefSeq, a predicted model, not a curated record